AUGCAUAUUGCAGCAGGAUCAACUCAACAAAAACCCAGGACUAAUGCUCGCGUAUUCGCUAUGACUCAACAAGAUGCAGAUGUUGCCGACAAUGUUGUUUCAGGUAUAUUGCCCAUAAACUCUAUAAACGCUUAUGUCUUGUUUGACUCUGGUUCCUCUCAUUGCUUUGUGUCUAAGAGAUUUGUGAAGUCUUUGAACCUAAUAACGGAAAAAUUAGAUGAACCCUUGAUUGUUAGCACCCCUAUGAAGAAGAUUGAAGUUGCGGCGGAUAUGUGGGUCAAAAAUUGUAUUUUUUUGCUUGGAGGGAGAGAAAUGGUGGCAAAUCUAGUUUUGCUGGAUAUACAUGAUUUUGAUGUCAUACUUGGGAUGGAUUGGCUAUCAAAGAACCAUGCUUAUAUUGAUUGCUCUAAGGGAAAGGUUAUAUUCUAG
Molecule: messenger RNA, 429 nt
Organism: Ipomoea nil (Japanese morning glory)
Lineage: Eukaryota; Viridiplantae; Streptophyta; Magnoliopsida; Solanales; Convolvulaceae
Exons: 1
Coding region: 1-429 (142 amino acids)
Source: RefSeq, a predicted model, not a curated record